Molecule: messenger RNA, 1341 nt
Organism: Argentina anserina (silverweed cinquefoil)
Lineage: Eukaryota; Viridiplantae; Streptophyta; Magnoliopsida; Rosales; Rosaceae
Product: transcription factor MYB30-like
Exons: 2
Coding region: 111-914 (267 amino acids)
Source: RefSeq, a predicted model, not a curated record
AGUACACCUCAGAGCAUAGAGUUGGGAGAGAGCAAGAGAGACACUGAGAAAAUCAAGAGAGUUUCAUCAUAUCGAUCAUCGAUCAUUAAGAGGAAGAAAAAUAGAUAAAGAUGGUGAGAACUCCUUGCUGCGAUGAAAGGGGUAUGAAGAAAGGUACUUGGACACCGGAGGAAGAUAGGAAGCUCAUAGCUUAUGUUACUAGGUACGGCUGCUGGAAUUGGCGCCAACUCCCCAAGUUUGCUGGGCUUUCAAGGUGUGGGAAGAGUUGCAGACUGAGGUGGCUGAAUUACUUGAGGCCGAACAUCAAGAGAGGAAACUAUACUGCUGAAGAAGAGGAAAUAAUAAUCAGACUUCAUGCAAAGCUGGGGAACAAAUGGUCUGCAAUUGCGGCACAGCUUCAGGGAAGAACUGACAAUGAGGUUAAGAAUCACUGGCACACAAACCUCAAAAAACGCUUAAUGAUGAACAAGCACAAGUCCUCCUCAGUUUCAAUCACACUUGAUGAUGAUCAUGAUGAUCAUGAUGAAGAAAUAGAAGUGCCGAAAUCGUCGGAUCAGCAAAAGACUACUGCUGCUGCUAAUUCCGCAAAUGCAGAAACUACUGUUGAUCAAAUCCCUGAAUUUGAUUAUCUUGAUUACCCUGAACUGUGGUCACCACAACCAUCAUCGAGUGAGGUCUCGUCCAUGACCAGCGAUACUGCAGUUGCAAUUACUGCCGCAGAUUAUUUGGUUGUCGAGGACAAUGCUACUUCAACUGCCAUGGAAUCCUUUUAUGGAGAUUUCAGCGAUAAUUUCUGGACAGAGCCAUUUCUGGCAGAUAAUUCCUACAACCCAACUGGUUUUUAUACCCCCUUUAUGGAGCCUGAGUUUUUGUUUCCAUCAUUUGGUGGAGAUUUCUUGUACGGAGCAACAUGAUCAGGGGUUUAUCUGAAGAUCAAUUUUAUAUAUGCUUUUGAAGUAUUGAUAUGGAAGCGCCUGAUUCCUCAAAAGAAUAAAUAAAAUUGAAAAUGUUUUAGUGUAGAAUAUUUUCCUCAUAUAACGUUUUUGUUUUGAUAAGAUAUCUUCUCCGUUUUCUUCCUCAUACUGUUCUAUGAUGUUUUCUACCUUUCUGCAACAUGUUAAUUAAGGGCUUAAAUGCUUAAUUAACCUAGCUGCCGUUUUUUCUUUUUCUUUUUCUGCCUCUUCACAAUUAAUUUGCAUGAUCUGCAAUUACUCACAGCUAUAAGCGCUUGUUUGGUGAUCUGCUUGCUAUGGUUGUAUUUGAUUUAUUUUUGCUUUAAUUACCUGUUGAAUUUGUUCAAUAGCGGAAAAAAUGUGGCACGAGAGACAUCUAUUGUUGAAU